GCUAGCCAAGCUAGCGCCGCAGCCCACGCCCUAAGUGCCGCGCAGCCCUAGCCCGCAGCAGUGCUGCAGCAGUCCACGAUGAGGCCCUCGAUCCUCGUCCUGGCCUGCGUCCUGGCCGCGGCCUCCGCCCAGCCCCAGAGGCCUGCCCAGCCCCAGGGCGAGCCCAUCGCCAUCGUCAACCUGCAGAGCGAAGUGAACCUCGACGGCACCUUCUCCUACACGUACGAGUCGGCCAACGGCAUCAAGGCGGAGGCGCAGGGCAGGCCUGGCCAGGGCCCCCCCGGCGAGGAGGGCGAGUCGGUGCAGGGCUCCUUCUCGUACGUCGGCGACGACGGCCAGACCUACUCCGUCACCUACACGGCCGACGAGAACGGCUUUGUGCCUGCCGGCGCCCACCUGCCCACGCCGCCGCCCAUCCCGGAGGCCAUCCAGCGCGCGCUCGAGUUCAACGAGAAGAACCCCGAACCGGAGGAGGGCGGCCCCCCGCGCAAGGGCCGCUAGGUCCGCUAGUCGGGACGCGGCGCGCUAGUCACCGAGGCGUUGCGUUGUACAGGCUGUAAAUAAAAAACGUAAAUGGAAA
Molecule: messenger RNA, 580 nt
Organism: Thrips palmi
Lineage: Eukaryota; Metazoa; Arthropoda; Insecta; Thysanoptera; Thripidae
Product: endocuticle structural glycoprotein SgAbd-3-like
Exons: 3
Coding region: 79-501 (140 amino acids)
Cellular component (GO): chitin-based extracellular matrix
Molecular function (GO): structural constituent of chitin-based larval cuticle
Source: RefSeq, a predicted model, not a curated record